Messenger RNA from Nematolebias whitei (Rio pearlfish), 994 nucleotides. RefSeq names its product mitochondrial ribosomal protein L1 (gene mrpl1). The record is from RefSeq and is a predicted model, not a curated record. Lineage: Eukaryota; Metazoa; Chordata; Actinopteri; Cyprinodontiformes; Rivulidae. The transcript has 9 exons. Bases 17 to 955 code for a protein of 312 amino acids.
ACUAUCAGCAGCAGAUAUGGCAACCUGCACGUCGGUUAUGUGGAAAGUUCUAACAGGAUGUCAGCAGCAGCUGCUGAGGUCCAGCGGUCCGGCUUACGCUGCUGUCUCUCAGUCUGCACCGCACCAUCUACCCAUCAGGACCUUUGCAGCUGUCAAGGCAAAAAAAGACAAAAAAAAGGUUUCAAGUAAGGAGGUGAUGAAAGAGAAGGCCAUCCUUGACAAAGACAGAAGCAAGUCUUUUGUAGCGAAAGUACCCAUAGAUGACGUCUACAUUAGGAAGCUUUAUCCCCCGACGAUCCAUAGCGCAGUCGGUGCCAUCGACAUGCUGAGGAGUUUCCAGGUGUUGGACUUCACGCCCCUCGAUCAGGCUCUUUAUGUUGAGCUGAGGCUCAACAUGAAACUGGAGAAAAAGAAAAAAGUCGACCCCUUCAUGAGCACCGUGCUCCUGCCGCACCCCUUCAAGACGGAGAUGAACAAAGUUGUAGUUUUCGCCGAGGACCCAAAUCAGGUCCAAGCUGCUAAGGAGAACGGAGCAACAUUUGCUGGAGGAGCAGAGCUCGUUCAGCCUAUCUUGGAUGAUCUGAUUUCAGCUGACUUUUACAUAUCGGUUCCUGACAUGCUGCAGAAGAUUAUGCCACUGAAAAACAAACUGAGGAAGAAGUUCCCGAAGAGCAAAAGAGGCAUGGUCGGUGUCGAUAUUCCCAAGAUGCUGAAUUUGUUUAAAACGGGUCACGGCUUCAUGGUGGAGAACGAAUGCGUCGUCCAGACGCAGGUCGCUAUGCUCAACAUGCCCAACGAACACAUCUUGGCCAACUUGAAAACCAUCAUGGCUGAAGUUUGUUCUCACCGACCUGCAGACAUGGGACCUUUUGUUGAGCAAGCGACUCUCUCCAGUCAAACCAGUGAGGCCAUCUUCUUCAACAGUGACGAUGUUUUGCCAGAAAACGAUGACUGACUUGUUUCCUGGACUGUACUGAAUAAAGUUUUUGUUGUU